AUGGGUUCCACUUGUUCAAUACCAGAAGUCGGUCCACCGUUUCUUCACUCAUUUAAUGGCAAUAAAUCGACUCCAUCCGAGUCAACAAUUGAAACGAUUGAGCGACUAAUAGCCUGUGAUCGUAAAGGGAAAAAACACGGAAAACUGGAUUCAAACUGUGAUGUGAGUUAUCAUAAGAAAUUUUUAAUUCCAAGCGGUGCAUUUCGAAAUGAAGGUCGAUUAGUGAAACCUGAGUCUAAUGAGUUGUCAUCUAAAGUGUACACAUUCAAGGAGUACAAACAGUAUUUACAAGCUAAAAGGGAAUCCAAAGUAAUCUCAACUCCAGUUACAUCAUUAACCGAGAAAAAAGGAGUUAACAAUCAACGUUGUCGAACAGCAACAAUUCGUAAAAUAGGAAAAGACGAGAAACCCUCAUCCGUAUCAACCUCAACCUCUUCAUCUCCUUCAUCAUCUUCAUCAUCAUCAUCUCCUUUGGCGUCCUCAGUUGCUUCUUAUUCAAUAUCAAAUUCAAGUGCAGCCAAACUUGUUUCAUCGCCAGCUAAUAACAGUAAAAAGGUAACAUGGCAAAAGACUGGUCGUAAUUCAAGUGUUUCCGAUAAGGAAAGCUCAGAUGAUUCUGGUAUUGGAAGUCCAUUUGUACCAUUAGAACCAGUCUCGUUGAAAUCGAAACGAAGAGUCAGACCAACAGUUGAUAAUUUAGGACACAAAACGUGUUAUUGGCCGACUGCUUGA
This is a messenger RNA of Tetranychus urticae (two-spotted spider mite), 732 nucleotides long. Lineage: Eukaryota; Metazoa; Arthropoda; Arachnida; Trombidiformes; Tetranychidae. The record is from RefSeq and is a predicted model, not a curated record.